Messenger RNA from Alternaria alternata, 1216 nucleotides. Its product is annotated as NAD(P)-binding protein. The transcript is spliced from 3 exons. The record is from RefSeq and is a predicted model, not a curated record. The coding region runs from base 204 to 1118 and encodes 304 amino acids. NCBI's taxonomy places the organism in Eukaryota, Fungi, Ascomycota, Dothideomycetes, Pleosporales, Pleosporaceae.
AGACUUGCGCCGCAGCCGAUUUACGCUCAACGUUUCAAGGUUCAUCAAAUUGCUUUUGCUUCUUUUCUGGCAGUCUAAUCCAGCCUCUACAAGACACUGCUUGCUUGUCUACAUCCAAUACCUCUACCUGUUUCGGGUCCAGGCAUCACUCUUGCAAGUGUACUAACAAUCAUUUUUUCAAAUCCACUACCUGAGUCACCACAAUGACGAGCUUUACCAUCUCAGACAGCCAACUUGAUGAGUUGAAAGGUCAAGUGGCUGUGAUUACAGGGGCAUCUUCGGGAAUUGGGCUUGCAACACUUCGAAGGAUUAUCAAGCACGGAGGCAAAGUUUUUGCAUGCGACGUCAAUCCGCUACCUGAGCCCGAGGCAUCAUCCGUCCCUUUCUUGAAGGCUGAUGUCUCGUCUUGGAAAGAGCAACUCGAUGUUUUCAGAGCGACAGAAAAGGAAUACGGGAAGAUUGACCAAGUUUUUGCAAAUGCAGGAAUUGGAAAGUCAACGACCUUGCUGGACGAUAGCGUCGACGAAAACGGCGACCUGCUUGCACCGAUGCUAGACACAAUCAACAUCAACUUGAUCGGCGUGAUAUACACAGUGAAGUUAGCCAUACAUUACAUUCAGAAGAACCCGAAUGGUGGAAGUAUCGUCAUAACAGCUUCAGGAUCAAGCUUCCAACGAUUCCCGGUUGAGGAUUAUACCAAGCACGCUGUUCUCGGGCUUGUACGUGCUCUGCAACCCCAACUCCACCCCAAACUCCCGAUUCGUAUCAACGCCAUCGCCCCGUCUUGGACCGACACAGCUAUUGUGCCUCGCACUAUUGUUGCUGCUCUAGGCGAAUCCAUUGUGCAGUCGGCAGAUGUUGUCGCUCGUUCUGUAGCGCUGUUGAUGGCUGAUAAGAGGCGUCACGGACAGCUGGUAUACAGCGCAGCAGGCAAAUUCCUGGAAAUGGAAAAUGGGACGGCGGGGUUCCAUGCUCUUACGCAGCAGAUGUUGGAGUUCGAAGAGGAUGAAAUGGAGAAGUUGUUGGCUGCUGAAAGGAGAGUAGAAAAUGUCAUCGACAAUAUGUCAGAGAAGGAGAGACAGCAUCAUACGAACAGAGCUCCAGUGACUAUGGAGUAGAAGGGUUACGAUGAUAUCUUCGGAAUGAUAGCUAUCUAUGUGUGAAUUCUUAAAAAAAGAAAAAUACUCAUCUUCCUACUUACCGUGUCAUCACAUGC